AUGGCCUUGAGUUCGCGGAAUUCCAUUCCUGAAGAGCUUUAUAGUUUGGUGCAUGACUUUCUAGCUGACGCUGGACUAAAAAAUACUUUAAAAACUUUUGAAGAGGAGUCACCCGCAAAUGUUCGAGUUAAAACAACAAAAGAUAAACUAUUUGAUAUUUAUAAAUCCUACGAGUCUCAAAAAAAAAUCACUACGUCUGAAAAAUCAUCUGAUUCAAAAGCAGAGCCAGAGAGCAGUAGUAAUAAGGACAGCUCUUCUGAUAGUGAAUCUUCUAGCGAGGAAGAAUUUAUUACAAAUAGCGAUGUUGUUAAUGUAAAAAAGUCGAAUGAGGAAGAAGAAAAAGAUGAUGACGAUGACAAUUCAGACGAUGACAAUUCAGACGAUGACAAUUCAGACGAUGACAAUUCAAGCGAUGAAGAUAAGAUGAACAUGAAAUCUGCGAAUGAUGAGGUUGUUAUUAAGAAUGUUAGUGAUGAAGAAAGUGAUUCUGAUAGUUCUAGUGAAGAAGACGAAGACGCGAUGAAAAUCGAUCAACCGUCAGUUCCUAAAGAUAAACGAAAAAGCAAAAAAGAUUCUGAUGAGAAUUCUGAUUCUGAAGAAGAGGAAUUCGAUGAUGACAAUAAUAUCAUUGAUAAAGAAGAGGAGGCAUUUCCCAAAAAUAUAAAGAAAGAGCAAACAUCCUCGACGAAUAAAACAACGAGUGAACCAAUGGAUUCUGGAUCGUCAUCUGAUGAAGAGGAAGAUGAUGAAUCUCUAGCCAAUAAAAAGACAGAAUCUAAGAUAGAACAAAAAAACAAUGCUAAAAGCUCCUCGAGUGAUUCGAGUGAUGAAGAUUCUAGCGAAGAAAGACGUGUGUUUAAUAUGUUAUGCCUGUUGAAUAAUAGUACUGCUAUAAGGACUACUUCGUACCCUAUUAAUCACAAGAAUGGCUUUAUAACAUCGAAACCAUCAUCAUCGCCAAAUUCUAAUGAACACAACGGUAUUAACAAGAAUAAACAGCAAAUUGUCAAUGGUAAUGCAGAAGAUACUCACAAUCCCCAGAAUAAUAAGCAAAACAAUAACAACAAAUAUCAUCGAAAAAUUGAUCCAGAAAAAAUAGAAUUUCUCGAUGAGCGAUUAAAGGACAAUAGUUUUUUGGCAAAAAGCGGUGCAAUCGGUUCGUAUGGACACAAAGCACACCUUGAUUUCAGCGUAAAGCGUGGAAAAGACUUUCGCGCGCAAAAGACAAAGAAAAAACGAGGUUCUUAUCGCGGCGGGAAAAUAGACAUGACAUCACAUUCGAUAAAGUUUAAUUUCGAUUAA
Messenger RNA from Ambispora gerdemannii, 1302 nucleotides. Lineage: Eukaryota; Fungi; Glomeromycota; Glomeromycetes; Archaeosporales; Ambisporaceae. The record is from the annotation of a GenBank genome assembly.